CCACCCCCACGCUCCAACAUUAAUCUUUUUUUCCCACCCGAUGAUUCCUCUCCGCGUCCCGUGGUAAACAAACCCAAAUGGUGGAGUGUUUCAAAACGGAUAUGACCUCGGAGACCGUCGCCCCAGCCGAAACCCAGCAACUGACACCCCAAACGCCGGUACUGACCGUGGCCUGUCGCAUUUUGAGGUCGCCGAGCCACGAGAGCGUCACCACGGACUUGUCGCUGUUUUCGGUCAGCUCGGUCGCGUCUGAGAACGCGGCCUGUGGCGGACGGAGAUUGCUGAACUUGAACAAGUGCGACGGCAGUCUCAGGGGACCGAGCCCUAACCCGGAUACCAGGAACCAAAACAGACCCGCCGAUAUUCCGGAAAUUCUCUGGUUUGAAGAAGAAACCGAGCUCAUCAGAAGCUGCGGGGCUCUGUCUUCGGCCGUGGGUCUUCAAAAAAGUUUCAGCACAAGCGACAUUAGUCAGCUGCCUUCUCCCGAUGAUUGCCCGAACGCCCAGGGACUAAGAAACGCAGUUUCGGAACUGGCACUCAACUCGUUACAGAGAUCGGGAUUGUUAUUGGAAAAUGCCCGGCUCGAUCACACUUCCAGAUCCUGUUCGACGUGGGUGGCGGUAGGAGACAUCGCCUCUACUUCCCAACUGCCGUCGCCGCAUGGGGGUCAAGCGGCUGGCGGCAACGCCCGCCAACCUAGCAGUACACCGCCUCCGCCGGCCUUCACUGCCGCCGAUUUUAUCCGAUCCGUUAACAAAAAAGUUCGUCAGAAUUAUAUCAGACGUCGACUGCUGACCACGUACAAAGCCUUAGAGCGACUUUCGCAAAGCGAGUUCAACUUGGAUAGGCUGGAAGUUGCCCCAUCUACGGCCCGGGCGAGUAUUGAGCCCCCUCAGGCUACCAUGUGCCCUGGCCCCACCCGGCUCUCAGUGCCUGGAUCAAGUCCCACCCCGAGCAAGUCGCCGACGACUUCCAGCAGCACCAACGCCGCCAUGUUGCGAGCAGCGAAACAACGGGCGGGAAAAAACCUCCCGUUGACCAUCAUGGACGUGGAGAGGGAGAGGGGAAAACCGUUGUCGAAAUACGAACGGAACAUGAUGAUUUUCAAUUGGCUCCACACCUUGGACGACACGGCCUUCGUCGAGGGCAUUCAGUAAAGGUAAUCGUAAAUUUCCCGCCACUUACGACAAUGCCUGACUUUAGAAUGAAUGGGUUUUUUAACGGAACCGUUCCAAAUUACGUCUCGAUGUAAAGUAAACAAUUAUUUUCAAAAAAAUUAUAAAGUACGAGUGAAUAUAAUUAUUAUACAGGGUUAGUCAAAAGCCACAACGGCCACAUAUCUCAGGAAUUAUUGGAACCAAACCUGAAAAUUAGGCUGGAUCCAAUGGUGACAUAGACAACGUUGCCAUAUUUAUGGUAUGUUUUUAUUUAUUUUUUUUAUUGUUCUUUUAUUUUUCACACCCUAUACCCAAAUUCAAUCGUCUUUGCAGGAAUGACAAAAAUGAUUUAACCAAUGAUUUAAGAAUUUAAUUUAUCAGCGACAUAAUGAAUUAUUUUAAGGAAUUAGUAAACUUAAAAAAACGUGUUAUGGACUAACCCUGUACAUUAUUUCAGAAAGUGUUUGUACCAUGCAACACUAAACAUAAAAACUGUGUGGUUUUUGUUAAACGAGCUGUCAAAAACAACAUACACAAUUUAAACUAGCUUUAACAAAAUUAAUGAAAUACGUAGGUAAUGCGAAACGCACUAAAUCAAAUUUGUUAUGCCCAUUAACGCGCCAAAGAGCACCUACGAAAUAUUUGAUAGCAACACAAAUUGUGGAAUAUUCGACAAUUUGCGAAAAAAGGGAAAAGAGGCCGCCUAAAAAUCUCAUUUACAAAUGAAUAGAUUUCAAAAGUAUUGACAAAUGUAUAAUAAAUUACUGUAACUGCAAAAAUGUGUCUCAUGACAAAUUAAACACAUAGAAAAGGAAGAAUAAAUCGCCAUUGUUAUCCAAAAUGCUUUACAUAUUUUGUUGAAACUUGGUAGGAGUGAAACAAUAUUCAAUACCAUCAAAAGAGGAAAAAAAUCCUUUUUUAUAUAUAUUUCCGACAGUCUAUUUCUCGCUAUUGCUUAAAAAAAUAUAUUUGUAAAAAACAUACAUAAAUAAAAAAAGAAGUAAUUAACAACAAAACAAAUUUUGCGGAUUAUUUGGCAAUUUUCGAAAAGAACAUGGAAAAAAGGCUUAAACUCACAUUUACCUUGAGCCAUAUUGAAUAGAUUUGUAAAUCGGGAUGUUGUAACAUAAAUGCCUCUACAGUUUUUGAAAUUUCUGUCGACAUUAUGCAUCGUUGUCUGUUUUUAGUUAUUUAUUUGCCUUCUAUUGUUAAUUAUUACUUAAAAACACAUCUUUAAUCAAAAUGUCGCAUUUUGUAUUAGCAAUUUAAAAAGAAUUAUAUGUGUCUUGUUUGUUGCCUAUUAAAACUGCAAUUACAUGUGCUCUAACGAUGGCCUUACAGUGUGCGAAGCGGCCUAAAGAAGUUCUCUGAUUUCAAAAUGUCCAAUAGUACUACAGACAAUAAAAAAGUACAAUGACAGGUCUCCGUUUAAUCGCCAUAACCAAAACUUUCAAUUUUUAGCUUGCGCCGCCAUACAAAAACUUGGAUAUUUUUUUAGACCGCCUUGUAUACGAAAACGUUCCGAUUUCAUUCUUAUUGUGAUCUGUACAUAUACAUAUUACAAAUUAUUACUAUUGAAACUGUUUGUGUUAUGUUAAAUGUAAGUGUAUAAGGUAUUUACUGGAUAUAUAUUAAAUAACGGAAAAUAAUACUUAUAAGAUUGGAGAAAAAAAACAUAUUGUAGUACUAAUUAUUUAGGUGUAUCCAAUAAAACUCAUUAAAAAUCAUAUCAUAAUAAAAUUC
This is a messenger RNA of Cylas formicarius (sweet potato weevil), 2900 nucleotides long. RefSeq lists its product as uncharacterized. The record is from RefSeq and is a predicted model, not a curated record. The transcript has 4 exons. NCBI's taxonomy places the organism in Eukaryota, Metazoa, Arthropoda, Insecta, Coleoptera, Brentidae. Bases 78 to 1157 code for a protein of 359 amino acids.